AUGGGCCCAACGCCCAGUGCACCCAGUAAUGACGAGUUGUCCAUCAACUAUGUGCAUGCUUUAUACGGCGAAUGCAGCAUAGACAGCCUGGUCCAGAAUUUCUGGAAUCUGGAGGCAGUCGGUAUGAAGCACGAAGGCACCUACAUCACCUCUGCAGAGAAGCUGGCUGAGGAGAUCUUUGCGAAAUCCAUCAGCUUCCAUGAUCAGCGAGUCACCAUUGCAGUCCCAUGGAUCCACAGCAACGGCGAGCCUGGUGUCACCGCUAAUCGCGCCAUUGCAGACCAUCGCCUGUGCAUGCUAGGGAAAUCACUGGACAAGCGUCCGGAGCUGAAGGCAGCAUACGGCAAAGUCAUAUGUAGCCACAUUGACAAAGGCUAUGUGCGCGCAGUGUCGGCAGCAGAGGUUGAGGCAGAUGGCGACGACCAGUGGUUCCUGCCGCAUUUCGCCCUUGUACGAGAUGACAAGGCCACCACGAAGGUACGUGUCAUCUUUGAUGCUGCUGCCAAGUAUGACGGCACAUCGAUCAAUGAGUGCAUGUACGCUCGACCCGCUCUGCAGAAUGACCUAGUGAAAGUGCUUCUGCGGUUCCGCAAGGAGCCAGUGAUGCUCACGGCGGACAUAACCGAGAUGUUCCUGCAAGUCGUGCUGGCUGAGCAAGACCGCCGAUAUCAUCGCUUUGUGUGGGACUCACGUGUAUACGAGUUCGAGGGGUUGGUGUUCGGCAUCAAGGCGUCUCCGGACCUGGCAUGCAAGGCGCUACAAGUGGUGUGCCGCGAGACAGCCGACAAGUAUGACCCUGCCAUGUUGCAGAUUGUUGACCGAGACAUGUAUGUGGAUGAUCUGCUGCGCUCUGCUGUCUCCGUACCGGAAGCCAUCCGCACACAGCAGACAGUACAGGACAUCCUUGAGCAGGGCAGCUUCCACCUCCGCAAGUGGCUCAGCAAUAGCUCGGAGGUGAUGGACGGCGUACCGGAAGCUGACAGCUCACCGCAGCUCGUAGCUAGCAACAAUGAUCAUGAUAACUGUGUGCUACCAUCAGUCAAGACGCUAGGCGUGAUGUGGUCGGCAGAGGAUGAUACCUUUGCCUUUGAGUUCAAGCCGUCUGCAACAGAGAAGCUGACCAAGCGAGCCGUACUGAGUAAGAUGGCAUCUAUAUUCGACCCACGCGGACAACUAGCUCCCUUCACGAUUCGCUCUCGUGUCAUGUUCCAGGAGCUGUGCAUCCUCGGGGUGGGCUGA
Sycon ciliatum is the source of this 1239-nucleotide messenger RNA. RefSeq lists its product as uncharacterized. The transcript has a single exon. The record is from RefSeq and is a predicted model, not a curated record. The coding region runs from base 1 to 1239 and encodes 412 amino acids. NCBI's taxonomy places the organism in Eukaryota, Metazoa, Porifera, Calcarea, Leucosolenida, Sycettidae.